AUGACUGCCCGGGAAAGGGUUCUGACAAGAAAUUGUAAUACUUUUACAUAUAAGACAUGUGAUGACGUGUGGUCUAGUGGAAAAACUAAAUCCGGAGUAUAUAUUAUGGACGGUACAGGUGUGAUGUGUGAAUUCAAGAAAGGUGCUACAAUCAUGACAGUUUUACAUCCCGAUUGGGAAUGCAGGGAAAGAAUAUAUUUUGAUUUUCUGGGUGGAGACAGGAGUGGUAUACUGAUACAUCCAAGAACACUUGUAUACAAUGCCGGCAAUGCUGGGUAUACAUGUAAGCAAAAGGUAUCUAGGGUUUAUAAAAGAUUUGAGAGAGUGGCCCGAGAGGCAGAUGGAGUUUAUAAUUCAACUUCGGAUACAGUAACAAUUGAAGUAGACUAUAAAUAUGAUGACAAUCAUCAUGUAAACAGUUUUAAUUAUAUCAUGUGGCAACCAGACUUCAUCUUUGGAGUCGAAAAUAUGACAGUUUUAUCAUGGACAAAAAUGGAUUUUGCUAAAUAUACGUAUGACUUUGGAAAGAUUAGUUGUGUAAAAGAAACAAUGAGAGAACCAACAAAUCAGUUGUCCUGUGGUGAAGGAAAUGUUCAAGUCGCUCCAGUAUCGAAGAAGUGCAUUUAUGAAUUAGACGAAAAAGGAAAAUCACUCGGAUGCAAAUCAGUGGAACACCUAACAGAUUGCGAAACGUUUGUAUGUAAUGAUGGCUACUUCAAAUGUCCCAAAAGUUUUUGCUUACCGGAUAAGUUUGUAUGUGAUGGUAUUAAACACUGCUCGGACAAUGAAGAUGAGCAGGACUGCCAGUGGUGUUCGGCGCCAAAGGGUGAUAUGGUUUUUGCAGGAGUUCAACAUGAAAAGGGUCUUGGUAGUGCUGAGUUACAGUCAGUGUUUCGACUUGCGUCUCUAUUCCGCCCGGCUAGUUAUGUUGUUGUGCUAUUCGAGACAGUUCCUAAAACUGUUUUGGACAAGAAGACCAUCAACGCUCAUAUAUAUCAUGAUGUUUAUACACAGACGGUGAUUCCAUGCAAUUUAGUCACAUCAGCUACUGAACAGUUGUGUUUAGAAAAUUUAUUUAGAAUUGCCAACAUCACACAUCCAUUCAAAGCUGUAAUUUGGCUUCAGCCAUUACUGACUCCUAUACAAAAACUUCUUGACCAGAAUCCAUUCCCAUCUUUAUUUAUCUCUUUUAAUUUGUUGUGGAUUGUUAAAAUAGAUCCUUCUGAACAAUAUCCUCUUAAAAUUGUUCACGAUCAAAUAACUGAAGUUAAAGUACAGAGCUUCAAAAUGCUUAGAACGAUUGGAACAGGGAUCUUUCAAGAAUUCUGUAAAGGAUCGCCACUUAAAGCAUGUGCAAAUGGUUAUCGAUGCAUUUACACUCGCAUCUGUAUUCCUUUAUCACAUGUUUGUGAUGAGAAGAUCGACUGUCCUCAUAAGGACGACGAACAUAUGUGCGGAUUUAAAUGUCCGCCAAAGUGUACAUGUGAGGGAACCUCUGUUAAAUGUACGAACGCAUCUUAUAACGUCAUAAAAAACUUAUCGUAUACAACACGUAAAGUAGAUACAAGCCAUUCUGUGUAUAGAUACCAGGUACUAGGGUACGAAAAGAUUUUGCCUUUCUUGGCCAUACUUGAUAUGUCAGAUUGCAAAAUUGAAGCGGUAGAAGAUUUAGGGUGGUCUGUUAAUAUUCUGGAACUGGACAUAAGUAAAAAUCUCAUUACAAUAAUAAAGAAAAAUGUGUUUUCUCCUUUAAAACGAUUGAAAAGGCUUAAUUUAGGUGGCAAUACUUAUCUGACGAUACUAGAGCCAAAUAGUUUUAGUGGAUUACAGCUGUUUGAAUUAAAAUUAAAACAUACCAAAAUAACUACACUAAUAGCUCGAACAUUUGCCGGACUUCAGGUGAAAACAUUGGAUAUAUCAAACAAUCAGAUUCAAACUAUUGCCGGAUACGCCUUUGAAAAUCUGAAGGUAGAAAACCUUCUAAUAAAUGAAGUAUCAAUUGAAACAUUUGAUCGUAACAUAUUUUAUGGAAUAGAAGGUCUUGAGUUAUUACAGACACCGGCUUACAGAUUUUGUUGUGUUAGACCUUUUAAUUUUCCAGAAGAGAAGUGUUACCCAGAAAAAGACGAAUUUUCAUCUUGUGCUGAUCUUAUUGAAAGUAGAACUCUUCAAAUUCUACUGUGGGCAAUGGGACUCCUCUCCAUUGUUGGGAAUAUAUUAUCUUUAGUUUAUCGUAUUCGGUACGACAGUCAACGUCUUAAGCUCGGAUAUGGAAUUUUUGUGACAAACUUGGCGGUAGCUGAUUUUCUGAUGGGUAUAUAUCUGAUGACAAUUGCAGUGGCAGAUAUUAUAUUUAGAGACAGGUACAUAGAAUUGGACAUAUAUUGGAGAAACAGUACGUGGUGCAAGAUGGCAGGAGUGUUAUCAACCAUAUCUUCAGAAAUGAGUGUCAUGAUUAUUUGCCUAAUCACCAUCGACAGAAUGCUAGUCAUAAAAUAUCCAUUUGGAACACUUCGAUUUAGACCAUCUUCGGCUGCAUUUGCAGUGUCGUGCUGUUGGAUUGGAUCUAUAUUCAUUGCAGUGAUACCUCUUUUAGGAAUUGAAUAUUUCGGAAACUCGUUUUAUGGAAGCUCAGCAGUUUGCCUUGCACUACCUUUAAGUCGAAGAAGAAGUGAUGGGUGGCAAUACUCGACCGCAGUUUUCAUUGGUUUAAAUUUCGUGUUGUUCAUAUUAAUUGCUGUCGGUCAGCUAUUAAUAUAUGGCGAGAUUAACAGGCAAUCAGCUGUGAAGCGGAAGAUGAACAUUGCAAGAAGAAACGAUUUGACAGUGGCGAGGAAUCUUCUACUACUUGUUCUAACCGACUUCAUGUGCUGGUUUCCUAUUGGAUGUAUGGGACUAAUGGCUAUUCGGGGUAAUUAUGUGCCGAGAGAAGUGUAUGCAUGGACAGCCAUUCUUAUUUUGCCAAUAAAUUCGGCGUUGAACCCAUUCCUUUAUACGUUUUCCACAUUAAUUACAAAAAUGAAAGUCGUACCUGACACUGAAGAGCAGGCUAGGGGUAAUCAAAUAGAAGAGGUUACCCAGACAGUGCUGGAGAUAAUAUCGUACUUUAGUAUGAAAGCUUACAGACAACACACUCGUGUUAGCAAUCUUGGAAACUGUUUACAAGAGGAAGGAAUGGAGAAGAUUGACAGACUACGUUUAGUUUGUCAUUUAUCACGUUGUCUAUUUCUCCUACAUGAUAAUGACUUAAUUUUGCCCGGGCUGACACUGGAGACCGUAUUAGUUCGUUUGAAAUUACAUAAGAAUAAAAUUUCCCGGAUACAACUCGAACAGCCAAUUGUGUGCAAAACCAAAAUGAAACGUGCAGAAAAUAUGUAUCAGCUCGCGACAUUAAUUACAAAACUUUUUCCGGAGUUGUAAAUAUCCACCCUAGAACAGCUUAAAACGAGUUCCCUGAGCAAUGUGGUGUGGGUGCUCCUCUACAAUUUUUUUUAUAAUUUUGUUGUUGUUGUAAAACUUUUUUGUUUAUUGUCUUUGAUUUAUAAACCUUUUUUAACAUAUUAAUUUAAACUGAUUGCCAGUGUAAAGCUUAUUUGAAAUGUUUUUAAACCUUACAUUCUAGUUUAACUUACUCGUGGUUCUUCUUUAUGUGUAUGUAGUUGUCUUGAUUUAAAUAUAUGAAAACAAUUUGGUUGUGAUUUAUAUUGUUAAAUGUUGGUUCUUUUAAAGUUAUAAUUAAUAG
This is a messenger RNA of Ruditapes philippinarum (Manila clam), 3742 nucleotides long. RefSeq names its product G-protein coupled receptor GRL101-like. Gene Ontology annotation, molecular function: protein binding; G protein-coupled receptor activity; protein-hormone receptor activity. The coding region runs from base 1 to 3420 and encodes 1139 amino acids. Gene Ontology annotation, cellular component: membrane. The record is from RefSeq and is a predicted model, not a curated record. Gene Ontology annotation, biological process: G protein-coupled receptor signaling pathway. NCBI's taxonomy places the organism in Eukaryota, Metazoa, Mollusca, Bivalvia, Venerida, Veneridae. The transcript has 15 exons.